AUGUGCAAAGCUGUCAUCAAGGCGGUGCUCGUGGCUCAGGCCGGUGCUCGUGGCUCAGGCGGUGCUCGUGGCUCAGGCCGGUGCUCGUGGCUCAGGCCGGUGCUCGUGGCUCAGGCCGGUGCUCGUGGCUCAUGCGGUGCUCGUGGCUCAGGCGGUGCUCGUGGCUCAGGCGGUGCUUGUGGCUCAGGCCGGUGCUCGUGGCUCAGGCCGGUGCUCGUGGCUCAGGCACUGGUGGGAGGUGAGUUUGACCUAGAGAUGAACUUCAUCAUUCAGGACAGUGAGAGUAUCGGCUGUAUGGUCGACCUACUGUCUCACUGCGAAGUCACCUGCCAAGCUGAGGUGUGGUCCAUGUUCACAGCCAUCCUGAGGAAGAGUGUGAGGAACCUUCAGACCAGCACAGAGGUGGGCCUCAUACAACAGGUCCUGUCCAAGAUGAGCUCUGUGGACGACAUGAUCGCAGAUCUGCUAGUGGAUAUGCUGGGGGUGAUGGCCAGCUACAGCAUCACAGUGAAGGAGCUGAAGCUUCUAUUCAGUAUGCUGAGGGGAGACAACAGUAUCUGGCCUAGACAUUCUAUCAAGUUGUUGUCUGUGUUGAACCAGAUGCCUCAGAGACACGGUCCAGACACCUUCUUCAACUUCCCUGGUCGCAGUGCAGCGGCCAUAGCGUUGCCUCCCAUCGCAAAGUGGCCUUACCAGAACGGCUUCACUCUCAACACCUGGUUCAGACAAGAUCCCCUCAACAACAUCAACGUAGACAAGGACAAACCAUACCUCUACUGUUUUCGGACCAGUAAAGGUGUUGGUUACUCAGCUCACUUUGUGGGGAACUGUCUGAUCGUGACAUCACUCAAGUCCAAGGGGAAAGGCUUCCAACACUGUGUGAAGUACGACUUUCAACCCCGCAAGUGGUACAUGAUCAGCAUCGUCCACAUCUAUAAUCGCUGGAGGAACAGUGAGAUCCGUUGCUAUGUCAACGGUCAGCUGGUCUCCUAUGGCGACAUGGCCUGGCACGUCAACACCAAUGACAGUUAUGAUAAGUGUUUUCUAGGUUCGUCAGAGACAGCAGAUGCUAACAGGGUGUUCUGUGGUCAGCUGGGGGCCAUCUACGUGUUCAGUGAGGCUCUCAACCCCGCUCAGAUCUUCGCCAUACAUCAACUGGGUCCGGGCUACAAGAGCACCUUUAAGUUUAAGUCGGAGAGUGAUAUUCACCUGGCCGAGCACCAUAAGCAGGUCCUGUAUGACGGGAAGCAGGCCAGCUCCAUCUCUUUCACCUACAACGCCAAGGCCACCGACGCACAGCUCUGUCUGGAGUCAUCGCCCAGAGAGAACGCAUCCAUCUUCGUUCACUCACCACACGCACUCAUGCUGCAGGAUGUGAAGGCCAUAGUGACCCACUCCAUCCACAGUGCCAUCCAUUCUAUAGGAGGGAUUCAGGUCCUCUUCCCUCUCUUCUCACAACUGGACUACAGACAACUCAACGACAGCUCUGUGGACACCAGCGUGUGUGCCACCCUGCUAGCGUUCCUAGUUGAGCUGUUGAAAAGCUCCGUAGCCAUGCAGGAACAGAUGCUGGGGGGGAAAGGAUUCCUGGUGAUCGGGUACCUCCUGGAGAAGUCGUCCAGGGUCCACAUCACCAGAGCGGUGCUGGAACAGUUCUUGUCCUUUGCUAAGUACCUGGACGGGUUAACCCACGGAGCGCCACUCCUCAAACAGCUGUGUGACCACGUCCUCUUCAACGCUGCCAUCUGGAUACACACACCCGCCAAAGUCCAGCUGUCCCUGUACACCUACCUGUCUGCAGAGUUCAUUGGCACGGCGACCAUCUACAGCACCAUCCGUCGCGUCGGUACCGUGCUGCAGCUGAUGCACACGCUGAAGUACUACUACUGGGCCAGCAACCCACUGGAGAGCAGUGGCAUCACACCUAAAGGACUGGAUGGACCGAGGCCGUCCCAGAAGGAGAUCAUCUCUCUCAGAGCUUUCAUGCUGCUGUUCCUCAAACAACUCAUACUCAAGGAUCGGGGAGUGAAGGAAGAUGAGCUACAAAGCAUCCUGAACUACCUGCUCACCAUGCAUGAGGAUGAUAAUAUCCAUGAUGUUCUUCAGUUGUUGGUGGCUCUGAUGUCAGAACACCCAGCCUCCAUGAUCCCAGCCUUCGACCAGAGAAACGGCAUACGGGUGAUCUGUAAACUCCUAGCCUCUAACAGUGAGAACAUCAGAGUCCAGGCUCUCAAAGUCCUGGGAUACUUCCUCAAACACCUCGGACACAAGAGGAAGGUGGAGAUCAUGCACACACACAGCCUGUUCACCCUGCUGGGAGAGAGGCUGAUGAUCCACACCAACACAGUCAGCGUCACCACCUACAACACACUCUAUGAGAUUCUGACGGAACAGGUGUGUACCCAGGUAGUCCACAAGCCUCACCCAGAACCUGACUCCACCGUCAAGAUACAGAACCCCAUGAUACUGAAGGUGGUAGCGACCUUGUUGAAGAGCUCUAGUCCCAGUACUGAACUGAUGGAGGUCAAGACACUCUUCCUGUCUGACAUGAUCAAACUGUUCAGCAGCAGCCGAGAGAACAGACGGUGUCUGUUACAGUGUUCAGUGUGGCAGGAUUGGAUGUUCAGUCUGGGUUACAUCAACCCCAAGAGCCCAGAGGAACAGAAGAUGAUGGAGAUGGUCUAUAACAUCUUCAGGAUCCUGCUCUACCACGCCAUCAAGUAUGAGUGGGGGGGAUGGAGGGUCUGGGUGGAUACGUUGUCCAUCGCUCACUCCAAGGUAACCUACGAGGCCCAUAAGGAGUACCUGGCUAAGAUGUACGAGGAGUACCAGCGACAGGAGGAGGAGAACAUCAAGAAGGGGAAGAAAGGUUCUGUCUCCACCAUCUCCGGCCUCUCGGCCACGCCCGCCCCCGUCGUCAAUGGCAACCUGGAGAUCCGCGAGCUGGACGACCACUCCCAGAGCCAGACCCCCGAGAGUGAGGCCGAGUACGGAGAGGGAGGAGCAGGAGGGGUCUCCAGGAAUCUGCUUGCUGAGGGAGGGGUCGGGUUAGGCGUGAAGGGACCCAACAGAGAGGCAUUGACCCCUGGGGAGGAAGGUCAGGGGUCAGGCGUUAGGGUCGAAGUUCAUGACCUCCUGGUGGAUAUCAAGGCGGAAAAGGUGGAGGCCACAGAGGUCAAACUAGACGACCUGGAUCUGUCUCCAGAAGGGAUAGUCGGAGGAGGAGGAGGAGGAGGAGGAGGAGUGAUGGAGGGACUGGUUGGAGGAGGAGGAUUGGGAGGAGGAGGGAGGAUAGAGAACGGGCCCCUAGUGGAGGUGGACUCCCUGCUAGACAGCGCCUACAGUGCCGUGGUGCAGAAGCUGAAAGGGAACCACGGUAACCUGACAUCGAAAGAUGAGACGGUGGUCACGGGGCUGGGCGCCAUGGAGGAUGAUGGGAACAUGGGUCCGCUCAUCACCCUUGCCGACGAGAAAGACAGUGUCCCUAGCAACAACGGAUUCCUCUUCAGCAAGGUUGAUGAGAAGCUGCUUCCAGCACUGGCCACCACAGACCCUCUGGUUCUGCCCAGCCCGGACCAGCCCAACCCCUUAGGCUCUGGCCCCGUCCACUCCUCCACCAGCGCCAGCGACGACCUGAGUCUCCUAGCCCACAUGACCUCCUGCAGGGGCUCAGACCUGAAUCAAGCCCAGGGAGGGCUCCCCGAGGUCGGGCCCUUCAAGAUCCAGAGUCCCCUGGCUGACAUCAGCUCCAUCGCCCAGAGAGAGAGCCAGGCAGCUGAGAUCCAGGGCUACCCAGGGGGAGAGGGUCCGUCUGGGGCAGAUGGAGAGGUGGCAGGGGGUAAGGCUGGAGGUGACACGGUGAGCACCACGUCUGAUACAGAAAGGUCUGAUGAUGGGAAGGAGAUGAAGAUCCAGACCACGGCCACGACUCAGGCUCUCCACGGUCGUACGGCGGCCCAGUUGGAACGUGACCUGCGUGUGGACCUGGGCUUCAGAGGGAUGCCCAUGACAGAGGAGCAGCGGCGCCAGUUCAGCCCUGGGCCUCGCACCACCAUGUUCCGUAUCCCAGAGUUCAAGUGGUCGCCCAUGCACCAGCGCCUCCUCACUGACCUGCUGUUCGCCCUGGAGACAGACGUACACGUCUGGAGGAGCCAUUCAACCAAGUCAGUAAUGGACUUUGUGAACAGCAAUGAGAACAUCAUCUUUGUCCACAACACUAUACACCUCAUCUCUCAGAUGGUGGACAACAUCAUUAUCGCCUGUGGAGGGAUCCUCCCUCUGCUCUCUGCAGCCACCUCCCCCUCUAAGGCGGGAGGAGAAGGAGGAGCCGACUCCCACAAAGGGUCAAAGGGCGAGGAGGUGACCCCUGUUCCGGGGGGCGGAGGGACAGGGGGAGAGGUUGAGUUAGAGAACAUGGAGUUGACCCAGGGCAUGUCUUCAGAGACGGCGGUGUCCUUUCUGUCUCGGCUCAUGGCCAUGGUGGACGUUCUGGUGUUCGCCAGCUCCCUCAACUUCUCUGAGAUAGAGGCUGAGAAGAACAUGUCCUCUGGAGGUCUGAUGAGACAGUGUCUACGACUGGUAUGUUGUGUAGCCGUGAGGAACUGUCUAGAGUGUAGACAGAGACAGAGAGAUAGAGAUAUUGGUUGUCUCUCCAAGUCUAACCUGCCCAGCAGCAAGUCACAGGACAGCCUACAGAGCUCCGCUGCAGCUAGCAAGGAUCCAGACAGACUUCUACAGGACGUUGACAUCAACCGCCUCAGAGCUGUUGUCUUCAGAGACGUGGAUGACAGUAAGCAGGCUCAGUUCCUGGCCCUGGCGGUGGUCUACUUCAUAUCUGUCCUGAUGGUGUCAAAGUACCGGGAUAUACUGGAACCACAGAGAGAGAUUGGCAGGUCAAGCAGCCUAUCAGGGAGGAGCAUCCGCCACGAGAUCAACUCCCCCACUAGUACAGAGCACCCGUCGUCCUCCUUUUCUGAGGGUGGCCGGGGGGAGAAGCAGACCCCCACCUCCAUGGAGGACUCUCCGUUGGCCUCUUUACCCCACACCGACUCAGGCAUUGGGGAGGAGGGCCACGGCCCUGGGGGUCUGAACGGAGCCGAGCUGGGCCUGGGGCUGGGGAUGGCAGGCAGGGAGACAGACAGAGAUAGACACAGAGAGAGGGAUGGAGGAGGAGGGGAUCUACUGUGUACCCUGUCAUCAGAGGUUAGGAGGUCAAGGGAGAGCCUAUUUGAUUCUCCUCAUAACCCUAACUCCGCCUCCAAUCUUGGUCAAGCACCUCCCUCGUCGAUCUCAAGCAUCAGCCAGACUAACAAGGGCAUCAACGUCAAGGAGAUUCUGAAGAGCCUUGUGGCCGCGCCCCUGGACGGUGGGGAGGCGGGACAGGAAGUUGGUCCCACCCCCUACCACCCUGAUCCCGCCCUCAAGACACACCCCAUGCUGCCCAUGCAGUUCCACUCAUUCGACAGGUCUGUGAUGGUGCCAGUCAAGGUUGAUUGA
This is a messenger RNA of Oncorhynchus nerka (sockeye salmon), 5496 nucleotides long. RefSeq names its product neurobeachin-like. NCBI's taxonomy places the organism in Eukaryota, Metazoa, Chordata, Actinopteri, Salmoniformes, Salmonidae. The record is from RefSeq and is a predicted model, not a curated record. Gene Ontology annotation, molecular function: protein kinase binding. The transcript is spliced from 38 exons. Gene Ontology annotation, biological process: intracellular protein localization. Bases 1 to 5496 code for a protein of 1831 amino acids. Gene Ontology annotation, cellular component: cytosol; membrane.